Molecule: messenger RNA, 443 nt
Organism: Drosophila subobscura
Lineage: Eukaryota; Metazoa; Arthropoda; Insecta; Diptera; Drosophilidae
Exons: 3
Coding region: 24-443 (139 amino acids)
Source: RefSeq, a predicted model, not a curated record
UUUAAACAUUUCUUAUAAUAAUAAUGUGCUUUUUGGCGCCCUGCUGCAAAUGUCUCUGCAAGUGUUCGACGCUCAGAGCCUGCAUCUUGUGGGCCUGCUGGAAUAUCAUUUUUGGACUGCUUUUAAUUGAUCAAGUUUUGAGCCUUGUGAAGGCACAAAAACUGGCAGCCGCAAUCCAAAUAAUCGGCUGUCUGUCCGGCGCGGGUUUCACGCUCUCCGGCCUCAUGCUGCUCGCUGGCAUUUUGCUGGUAAAUCGCAUUAAAUUCUCUGCAAAAGAUUGCCCAAUUCCUCACUUGUUUCCCCCCACAGGCUUCGCGCUGCUUGGUCUGCUCUUCGAUAAUUGUCUGUGGCCUGAGCACACUCGUCAUACACUGGCUGAUUCUGCCAUUGGCUAUCAAAUAACAGAAAUGGCGGCGAACGUGGACUUGGAGCCAACUGUCUGA